Messenger RNA from Penicillium bovifimosum, 954 nucleotides. RefSeq names its product C2HC-type zinc finger protein. The transcript has 2 exons. Gene Ontology annotation, molecular function: zinc ion binding; nucleic acid binding. Bases 1 to 954 code for a protein of 317 amino acids. NCBI's taxonomy places the organism in Eukaryota, Fungi, Ascomycota, Eurotiomycetes, Eurotiales, Aspergillaceae. The record is from RefSeq and is a predicted model, not a curated record.
AUGGUCGAGCUUGCGGUCAAGUUCGACAACCGACUCUAUGAACGAAAGCUCCAGCGACGAGAGCAACGGCAAGGAGGUAGCAAUGGGAACGCACCUUACCGAUACCGCCGCCACGAGGGCAGGCGAGGACAACAGCGACAACAGCCUAGGGAGUACAGCGACCCCUAUGGACCACGACCAAUGGAGCUCGACGCAGCGAGACUCCCAGCCGAAGAAGAAAAACGACGAAAGGACAACAACUUAUGCUUUGAAUGCGGGAAAGCAGGACAUCGGGCGCGUGAGUGCAAUAACAGGCGCAACAACGCAAAGCCAUGGGCGCGUGAGCGUAACAACGGACGCAACAACGCAAGGCCACAACAGUUACGGGCGACCCAAAGCAACGAGGUCCGGCCCCAGCAGCUACGAGCCACUCAGGAGGAGCAUGCACGAGACAGCCCUGAAGGAAGCCAGGCAGCGUGGACGGGCCUGAGCCAAGAACAGAUUCAGUCAGCCUACGAAGACCGAGCGGAGGCCAUACGGAAGGUCACGAAGGGUAAUACCGCAGACACCUUCGCAGACGAUAUCGAAUACCGCGGCCUGAACAGCGCAGAGCACGCGAUGGAAGAAUUCCCAGAGAUUGAUUGGGAAAACAUCGAGAGUCAAGGAUGGACCCAGUACGGUCCCUGGAAUACCAUCGACUCCCAGGAACUGUCGUGCGCACCCCAGGACGCAGAUGCAACAACCCCAGAGGCCUCAACCAACGCCUCAGGAACACCGGAGACCCUAGAGACUCCACCUGCGAUCCCGGAAACGACGACACCUGAACAGCCUCACCAAGACCCCAAGGAAUUUGACGGACGCCACACAACGAGCAAUGCCCAUGCAAAAACACACGAUGCUCAUGCCAAGGAUAUGCACGACACCCCGAUCAUGGCCGUAGAGCAAUCAUCGGAUGUUACGACUACAACUGCAUGA